Messenger RNA from Dovyalis caffra, 954 nucleotides. Lineage: Eukaryota; Viridiplantae; Streptophyta; Magnoliopsida; Malpighiales; Salicaceae. The record is from the annotation of a GenBank genome assembly.
AUGACAAACCAAAAUACUGAUCCCGACCCUGAUUUCUGCCUUCCAUCAUCUUCUUCAAUCCCUACCACACACCACCAUCAAAACCCACGUAAAAAAAGGAGCAAGUUGAUCAAGAUUGAACAAAGUUUGCUUCCUUCUAGUGCAAUCUCUAAGCCAAAAAGUUACAAAAAACCUGACCCUUCUGCACCGAAGAUCACAAGACCUUGUAGUGAGUGUGGCAAGAAGUUUUGGUCAUGGAAAGCACUCUUUGGUCACAUGAGAUGUCAUCCUGAAAGAGAAUGGCGUGGCAUUAAUCCACCACCUAAUUAUCGUAGGCCCACUUCGCCUGUUCAACCGUUAAGUCCUACUAAUUGGGAAGACAUGAUGACUGCAGAAGAUCAUGAGGUGGCUUCAUGUUUGUUAAUGUUGGCUAAUAGUGAUGGUGCAACAACGUUGGAGACUACUGAGUUUGGUGGUGGGGUUGGUGCUACUAGUUCUCAUCAAUUUCAAGAUCAUGAUCAAGUGACUUGUACUCGUUUCGAGUGUUCAAGUUGCAAGAAGGUUUUUGGGUCACACCAGGCACUAGGGGGUCAUAGGGCUAGUCACAAGAAUGUGAAGGGUUGUUUUGCAAUAACAAGAAGUGAUGGUUGUGAGAAUAUAGUUGAGGAUCAUGGUGGAAAUGGUGACGUGAAGGAGAACGUGGAAGAUAAUAGCAAGGCAUUGAUGGUGUUAGGGCACAAGUGUAGUAUUUGCUUGAGGGUGUUUCCUAGUGGACAGGCACUAGGUGGACACAAGAGGUGCCAUUGGGAGAAAGGAGAAGAGACCUCAUUAUCGAUGAAUAAUCAAGAAGGUCUUCAUCUUCUUACAGCAAAGGAAGGAUGUGGGUUGGACCUCAAUUUACCUGCUCCAAUGGAAAAUGAAUCAUCCUCUUCUUAUUCUUCAGGCCUCACUUUGGACUUGAGAUUGGGCCUCUGA